GCCCAUGGAGCCACAGCUGCUCCUCCUGCUCCUUGGGUUCUGCUCAGCUGGCCUCGUCCUGGGCUCCGAACAUGAGACCCGCCUGGUGGCAAAGCUAUUUGAAGAUUAUAACAGUGUGGUGCGGCCAGUGGAAGACCACCGCCAGGCUGUGGAGGUCACCGUGGGCCUGCAGCUGAUCCAGCUCAUCAACGUGGAUGAAGUAAAUCAGAUUGUGACAACCAACGUGCGACUGAAACAGCAAUGGGUGGAUUACAACCUAAAAUGGAAUCCAGAGGAGUAUGGCGGCGUGAAAAAAAUCCACAUUCCCUCAGAAAAGAUCUGGCGCCCAGACUUCGUUCUCUAUAACAAUGCAGAUGGCGACUUUGCCAUUGUCAAGUUAACCAAAGUGCUCCUGGACUACACCGGCCAUAUCACAUGGACACCCCCGGCCAUCUUCAAAAGCUACUGUGAGAUUAUCGUCACCCACUUUCCCUUUGACGAACAGAACUGCAGCAUGAAGUUGGGCACCUGGACCUAUGACGGCUCGGUGGUGGCCAUCAACCCGGAAAGUGACCAACCAGACCUAAGCAACUUCAUGGAAAGUGGAGAAUGGGUGAUCAAGGAAUCCCGGGGCUGGAAGCACUGGGUGUUCUAUGCCUGUUGCCCCUCCACCCCCUACCUGGACAUCACCUACCACUUUGUCAUGCAGCGCCUACCCCUCUACUUCAUCGUCAACGUCAUCAUUCCCUGCCUGCUCUUCUCCUUCUUAACUGGCCUGGUGUUCUACCUGCCCACAGACUCAGGAGAGAAGAUGACGCUAAGCAUCUCAGUCCUGCUGUCCUUAACCGUGUUCCUCCUGGUCAUCGUGGAGCUGAUCCCUUCCACCUCCAGUGCCGUGCCCUUGAUUGGGAAAUACAUGUUGUUCACCAUGGUGUUUGUCAUAGCGUCCAUCAUCAUCACCGUCAUUGUCAUCAAUACACACCACCGCUCCCCCAGCACCCACGUCAUGCCCGACUGGGUACGCAAGGUUUUUAUCGACACUAUCCCAAAUAUCAUGUUCUUCUCCACGAUGAAAAGACCAUCCAGAGAAAAACAAGACAAAAAGAUUUUUACAGAAGACAUUGAUAUUUCUGACAUUUCUGGGAAGCCAGGGCCUCCACCCAUGGGUUUCCACUCUCCCCUGAUCAAACACCCCGAGGUAAAAAGUGCCAUUGAAGGAGUCAAAUACAUCGCAGAGACCAUGAAGUCAGACCAGGAGUCCAAUAACGCGGCCGAGGAAUGGAAGUAUGUUGCAAUGGUGAUGGACCACAUUCUCCUUGGAGUCUUCAUGCUCGUCUGUAUCAUUGGAACCCUGGCUGUGUUUGCAGGUCGGCUCAUUGAAUUAAAUCAGCAAGGAUGAGCAGCGCUGAGCACUAGGCAGAGCAGAGAAAGGCGGGGAAGACAGAAAUAUCUGUCUGCUUUGAUACAAGCUCACUUAUC
Molecule: messenger RNA, 1458 nt
Organism: Neomonachus schauinslandi (Hawaiian monk seal)
Lineage: Eukaryota; Metazoa; Chordata; Mammalia; Carnivora; Phocidae
Gene: CHRNA1
Product: cholinergic receptor nicotinic alpha 1 subunit
Exons: 9
Coding region: 5-1378 (457 amino acids)
Biological process (GO): regulation of membrane potential; chemical synaptic transmission; monoatomic ion transmembrane transport
Cellular component (GO): postsynaptic membrane; synapse; neuron projection
Molecular function (GO): transmembrane signaling receptor activity; acetylcholine-gated monoatomic cation-selective channel activity
Source: RefSeq, a predicted model, not a curated record